Molecule: messenger RNA, 3642 nt
Organism: Helicoverpa zea (corn earworm)
Lineage: Eukaryota; Metazoa; Arthropoda; Insecta; Lepidoptera; Noctuidae
Gene: Phax
Product: phosphorylated adapter RNA export protein
Exons: 6
Coding region: 125-1291 (388 amino acids)
Biological process (GO): snRNA export from nucleus
Cellular component (GO): nucleus
Source: RefSeq, a predicted model, not a curated record
UCUAUCUUGUCUAUUAUUGAAAAUGACAGCAGCCAAUGGACAUUGAUAUUGGGAGGAAUUGCUGUAUUACAAUUUAAUCCUUUCAUGAUCUUUUAUUUCACAUCUUUAAUUGUAAGUCUUGAUUAUGAUGUCAACGACUGAAGGCGAGCUGGAUGUUGAAGUCUCCCUCGAACGGGAAGACGGGGAGUUGGAAGAUUCGGAUGUAGAAGAGGGCACGUACAUUCCCCUGGCGCGGCCGGAGGCGUUCAACCCGCCGUCGCUGGUGCACAUGCAGAUACAGGACGAGCAGAGCGACGAGGCGUCAGCGCAGGAUUCAUCGGGCUCGGAGUCGGACGACGAGCCGCGGCGGCGCGCCAAGCGCACCAAGCUGCGCCCGCGCCGACCGGUGCCGCAGCCCGACAAGAAGGACAAGUACAACAUUUGGUGCAAGGCUUUACAGGAGGACUUACUAACAGAGGACAUGGUCAGUUGUGAUGUAUCAAAGAAGAGCAGAUAUGGCGUUGAGUCUUAUGAUUAUACUAUUAAGUAUAGAUUAGAUGAUAACUAUAUAUCUAAGAAAGUUUUCACCUCAAAUGAUGAUUAUGAUGACAGUGAACGGGUAUCCAACAAAAGGAAGAAUGCAGACCGCUCUAAUGUAAAGUUAAGGUUGGGUAAGAGAGUCAAUAGUCACCAGAGAGAUGACAAGCUGAAGCCUCGGAUCCUCGGAGACCUGGUAGUGAAAGCUGAUGAUACUACAGAAGCUAUUGCCGAAAAUAUUGCAGAGAAACUCUCUGAAGAUAAGAAGGAUUUAGUGGUUCGCAUUGUACAAGUGGUUGGUGCUAACAAAGCUAUAGAGAUAUACAAAGAAACACAGAGGGUAGAGGCUGAAGGGGGCAUGCUUGUCAUGAACGGUACUCGACGCCGGACCCCAGGUGGGAUCUACUUCUUCCUGCUGAAGCGAGACGACGACGUGUCACCGGAGAUGGUCAACCAGAUCUUCACGGAGGAUCGCAAGGAGACACAGCGCAAGAUCAAACGCGCGAGAGCCAAGAGUCGCCAGAAGGUCAUGGAACAGCUUAAGCAGAGCCUCACAGAUUCGGAGCUGCCAUCGCUGAUAUCUCGCGGCGAGGCGACGGUGCAGUCGGAGCACGGGUCCAACCCGCCGCCGUCGCCCGCGACAGACGCGCGCGACUGCUCGAGCGACACGGACGCGCACGACGCGCCCGACGCGCACCCGCGCGCCGAGCCCGACAGCGACGACGACGACGACUACCUCGAAGUCACCUGCAACGAAGACAUGGACCUGUUCUAGACGUGCAAGUGACUAGUGAAUGUGACAAAUGUUCCGCGCGACCGUCGCCGGCUAACCCAGUCUCUGCACUCGAAUAAGCGCUUACUAGUGAGGGCCCGCCAGGCUCUGUAUGGUGCUCCUUGCCUAACAACACCUCCGUUCUACUUCUAAGGGCGAGAAUAGCAUGUAAGUCGUUUUAGGCGAUAAAACAGUUGUACUGUAAGAACGAUGAAUUUUAACGUUUCGGUGGAUCCUACACAUAGCAAUUGUAUUGUAAACACAGGGAGUAAGUAAUUGAUAAAAACAAAUAUUUAUAUCGCUAUGCUGUAACAGAAUGAUGUUCAGAGCUAUUUGGUCUAGUUUUACAUAAGUUGUCUACAAUUAAUGAAAGUAGGAGUCCUUGCUACAUUGAAUUGUCCUAAGCAGCUGUAGUCUGCCUGGUAAAGACGUGCCGAAAUGACUACAGCGCGUUCCUUUGUCCUUACAGUAAGUGUAGGUUGAUGCAUAUUGCAGUGUCCCCAUUUUACUGACAUCCACAUUAGUAAUUCACCAAUUAGUCUCAGAAUGUAAUAUAAAAUGUCUUUACAUCAGUUGGGAUUGCUGGAUGCAUACAGUUUGGCAGCUUUUUACUACAAACUUUUUGUAUUAGCUGUAAGUAUGUAAAACUGCCAAUUUUUAAAGAUAAUAGUGUACUAUACUUUACUCUGAUAGCUCAAGGGUUUGUUAUGAGUAUUGGUGCGGAAAAACUUGAGGAUGAGUAUGGUACAUAGGUACUGAGUGCUUGCUAUUUGUUAUGAAGUAAUUUAAGGACCAGUCCAUAGAGCAGUAUUACUGAAACAUGAAUAUAGAAAUUCUAAGUAACUAUAUAUUCAAAAGAGCCACCAACUACAGGACAUGUUUGCUUUUAUGUUAAUCUUGGUCUACUCCUGUACAUUUUUGUAUCAUUAUAAAUGGGUUAUGGGUAUCAACCCAUUUCAAUCGAUUCUAUAAUGUGCCCUGUUCACUAUAACAUGAAUGAUUUUGAUAGUCUAAUCACCUUCUUAGUUUCUAUGGAUGCACUUCAAAUAACGUGUUUACAGUAAAAAUAUUGUAAUUAGAUUUAAAAGUGUGGAUUAUAUAUACCUACCUUGCAGGGCACUAUGUAGUGUUGUAUUAAUAUUUCAAUUCUUGGUUGAAUGUCAAAUUCACAAUAUUUAGCCCCAUUUAGACAGGUGAAGUAACACAUUGUUUUCUACUAUUUAAUAGUAAGAACUUAACAUUGACUUCUGAAAAGAGUAAUAUAAAUUUUUAAGAUUUACUUCUUGUUUUUGCAAAUUGUGUGUAUAAAUCCUUGGCCUAGAAAACUUAAGUGAUUAUGGAAAAUUAAAAAAAUACAUAUAAUCACAAAAACUAAAAUGUAUGUAAUUUCUCAACAUAGUAUCUAGACAUUGUUUUAGUUUGAUUCUUUAACUUCAUAGGGCAUUUUAAUCUUUCAACUUUAUUCCAUUAGUGUUGCAAAUGGGGUUGAGUUUCGGAGGCUAAACCCAUCGUUAUGUGAUAAUUAUAUGCAUGCAUUUGUGUGAAUAGCGCCUAAAUAGAUAUAAAACUAUCUAUCUUGAUUAUUCCUUUUGAAUCUUAUCCUAAAAUAUUUAUUAUAGUUGAUUUAUCUUUGAUCUCAAAAACUGAGGAGGAAUUGGUUAUUAUGUAUAAAACUAUAGCAGAUUUGAAAUCUAGAGAAACAUGUAAACAUUUGGUAAUAUAUAAGGAUGUAUAAAUAAAUAUAAAUCCUGGGCAUUAUGGUGUUCAUGUCCGCCUAUAAAAUUAUUUUUGUUACUAAUCUGAUUGUCUAUAGGUCAUCAAUGGAGCUGUAUAAAUAGCUAUAGAGGUAGACAAUAAAUAGCUUACUUUUUUUAGGGCAAUAAACCCCAGGAGUGUGGCAAUACUUGUUUUAUACCCAGCUAUUGUAUUGCUGUACUUUUUGGACGUGCCUCCUUUGCCACAAAAUAUAAGUACUACUUAGGACAAGUAAGACCAUACUUGUAUGAAUAAGUUACAGUAUGAUCACAAGUAAGAUAAUUGACCAAUUUUGGACAUAAUCUGGGCAGUUAUGAGGAAAUAAGAAAUAAAUGUAUGAAGGAAUUCUUGUUGGUCUGUUUGAUACAAGUUAUGUAUUAUAUAGAUUGUUGUGUUAAAUAUCAAUUAAUAAUGUAUGUAUCGCCAAAAGAUUGAUUGAAUAAGUCUGUGCGAUUGUGGUACUCGAAGGUAUUGACUGUCUUUUAUACAAUGAAGAUGCUUUGAAGUGUUGUGAUGUUAAAAUUGUACAGUUAUCUGAAUGUUACUGAUGGACAAACUCUCAGAGAUAAUUUGUAUAAUAAAAUUGAUUAAAAAUAUUA